CCACCAGCAGCUACGACAAUGUCCAAGGCCAAGUUCGACAAAGCCGUCGCCAUCGUCCAGAGCCUCCCCAAGGAGGGUCCCAUCCAGCCCUCCCAGGAGGAGCAGCUCUACUUCUACAAGUAUUACAAGCAGGCGACCGUUGGAGACGUGAACACUUCCCGUCCGGGCCUGCUUGACUUUGUCGGCAAGGCAAAAUGGGACGCCUGGAAGAGCGUUGAAGGCACCUCCACGGAAGAGGCGUACGCCAAGUAUGUCGAGAAGCUGCUCGAAAUCCUCAAGCGGGCAGAUACGGAAGAGUCCAAGAAGUACGUUGCGGAAAUCGAGGCCGCGUAGGGAACAAGCCGCAGUCAAUGUCGUGUAAGAACCUGUACUAAACACCGAACGUGUACGUCUACGGGCCUCUGGCCUUGCCUCCCACUCUCGCCCCACCGGGCCUCAGGGGCGAAGCUUAGGAACGUCAUCGAUGGACACUGGGAACGGACGUGAGACACACGUCCCGAAGGGGCUUCGUCGGCUUCUACUUCCCCUGCCAACUGCCUGGCUGGUUUCCGCCUUUGUCGAGGCCCGGCGCCUUGUGAUGCUUAUAGAGUGGUCAGCGGACGCCCAGGAUGCCGACCCGUAUCCAGAUAUCGAUGAUUCUGCCAUUCAGCGAAGUUCGGAUCGUGCGCGUUUCAGAAUCGUAGAUGGC
Molecule: messenger RNA, 688 nt
Organism: Dichomitus squalens LYAD-421 SS1
Lineage: Eukaryota; Fungi; Basidiomycota; Agaricomycetes; Polyporales; Polyporaceae
Exons: 5
Coding region: 19-333 (104 amino acids)
Biological process (GO): fatty acid metabolic process
Molecular function (GO): fatty-acyl-CoA binding
Source: RefSeq, a predicted model, not a curated record